Molecule: messenger RNA, 957 nt
Organism: Phytomonas sp. EM1
Lineage: Eukaryota; Euglenozoa; Kinetoplastea; Trypanosomatida; Trypanosomatidae
Source: the annotation of a GenBank genome assembly
AUGCAUUACGACAAUGAUGAGAAGGGUCUUGAGAAUAAAAAAAUUAUGGAUUUGGACGCUUUCAAAAAGGAAGUAUGGAAAAUAUACAAUGAAAUGGCUGGAGACGCUAAGCUCAUUAUGGACCCGACGGUACAGCCUGAAAUGAGGAGACUCAUAUCAGCGUACCAAGCAUUUGUGGCAAUCCCACCCUCGCUGCCUGUAUACCCUUUGCUUCUAAGUGUCAGUUCGACGCGUCUGAGGCAGCUUGUACAGGAUCGGUAUGCAGUUGAGUAUGAGCUAUAUGUAGAACGUUCCUACAAUUGUCGAUGGGGGAACUUCGCUAUAGAUGCAGGUUUUUCUGUUUUUAAUUAUGACUCCAUAUUAUUGGAAGCGGAACCUGGAUUGGGCUCCUACCUAAGCAGUGAUGAUCAACGAUGCUACCUUCCUCGUGUGGAGUGUGCAGUAACUUCCAAAUGGCAUCCAGCUCAGCUCGCACUUUAUGUGCAACUGAGCGACACGGCUCUUGGAAUAAUCAUUAUGCGGCAGCUCCAAUGUUCUACCUAUAUUGUAACGAUGGUGAGCCAUGCACUUAAGCGUGUGGCGAAUGAGGUACAAACAAGCCUUUGCAUAUCCAAAAGCGCAGCCCCGCGUAUAGCGCAAAGCUUUUCUAUAUUACUCCAGGACAUACCUCAUGAGGAAAUGAUAUCGUUGGCGGUGAUAGCGAAGGAAAUAGCUACAAUACUAACUCAAAGUAAUCCAACCUUACGUGCUAUAAGUCACCGUCAGUUGGCUGCUACUAUCAACCCCACACUAAUGUGGAUGGUCGAACACGAGCCAGGAGAGCUUCCCAAAAAUGAUAAUGAGCCUACUACUACUAAAUCUACAGGGAAGCCGAUGACUGAGGUGCAGAUCCGUGCGCUUUUUAAGUGGUCGAUACCGUGGGUAAAGCCAAGAUGCGAAUGCACACAUGCUAUUUAA